This is a messenger RNA of Cucumis melo (muskmelon), 2263 nucleotides long. RefSeq lists its product as uncharacterized. Lineage: Eukaryota; Viridiplantae; Streptophyta; Magnoliopsida; Cucurbitales; Cucurbitaceae. The transcript has 2 exons. The coding region runs from base 220 to 2142 and encodes 640 amino acids. The record is from RefSeq and is a predicted model, not a curated record. Gene Ontology annotation, molecular function: protein binding.
AAGGAAAUUGUAAGAAGAAGAAGAACGUGAAAACAGUAAACGAAAGGAAAGAAAACAGAAAGGGACAAAGAAAGGUCGAGAGAGCUCAAAAAAGAGAGAAAGGACAACGAAGGCGACCUCAAACCGGUUGUCGUCAUACACCAUUUUUCGAUCUCUCAUCCCUCCUUCCUCUUCCUCUUCCGCCCAACGAUUCUCUUAACUGUUACCUCAUAUUGGAAGAUGCCGGUAUCAAAAUCCAAGUCUGCCUCAAAGGAUAAGUCCUCUGCUAGGGCUGCUGCCAAGAAACAGCCGAAGGCUUCAAAAACCUCGGCUUCUAAAAAUUCAAACAGGACUUCAGCAGCCACUACUGCUCAAAAUCCAGUUGAUGAAUUGGUUCAUACGGUUGAAAUAUCAUCAACACUAACCACUUCCUCAUUGCUCUCUGACAAUGGUCACUUCCAGAAUAUGGAAGAUAUGGAUGACCACUCAAGCAGUCCACGUGGUACAGUAUCUGAUUUUGAUCUGUCUUCCAACAAUGGUAGCUGCUCGGGUGAGUCAGAGGAUCCAAAAGAAAAGACAGUUGAUUCUUCAAACCAGCAGGAGAGGACAACUGGGUGUGACCAUGAGAAGCGGGAGAAGAUUCGAUUAAAGAAUGAGAAGAAACAUCAAAGACAGAAAGAAAAACGGGCUCAGGAGUUGCAUGAACGAUGCAAAGGCUAUCUAAUGUCUAGAAAGCUCGAAGCUCUUUCUCAGCAACUGGUUGCUAUGGGAUUCUCUCCUGAAAGAGCUACCAUGGCACUAAUAUUAAAUGAGGGUAAGCUAGAGGAAUCAGUUGCCUGGCUCUUUGAAGUAAACACGGAAGAGCCCCGAAACAAGGACACUGCUAAUGUUACAAGUGGGAGUAACUUGAAGAUUGAUAUUAGCAGUGAACUGGCUCAUAUUUCAGCUCUUGAAGCACAGUUUAAAUGCUCAAAACAAGAGGUUGAACGAGCCAUAGUUGCUUCUGGUGGUGAUCUUGAUAAGGCAGAAGGUAUUCUAAGAGAACAAAAGCAGAAAGAAUCCGUCAGUCAGUCAAAUCAUGAAGUUGGUGAAGCACAUAGAAUGGCAAGAGCUCAAGAAACGGCUGGAUCUGCAUCUGUCUUUACAAUGCAAUCGAGCAAUAGAGAGUUCAGCAGUAAUAGUGCGCAAAUGACGGUGCCAGCGUGGUUAGAAGCAGGCAAUAGGAGUACACAACAGUCUUUGAAGACGACAGAUCAACCGAGACUGCUGAGGGGAGGGGAGAAGAGAUGGCCUGCUGUAGGAUCAGGCCUUUCUUCGUCAACCUCAACACCACCAUUGCCUGUAGUUACGUCUCAUCCGUAUGCAAAGGCAGAGGCUCAAAUUGGUGUUUCUAAAAGCGAAGCCAUCCAUCUUCGACGAGAAAUACCUGAGCAGACAGUCGAGCCAGUCGUUUUUAUUCAGCAGCAGCCUCAAUCCAUAAAUGGGUUGCAAAAUGCUGUCUCCAGCCCCAUGCUUCCCGGAACAACUCCAUGGUAUUCAAACAAUGCUCCAACUAUUAAAAACAUCAUCUCAAGUGACAAAUUGCUACACAAUCAUAGCAGGAUGAUCCUUGGGGCAGAAAAUAGAAGGCUAGAACAGAUUUACCAUCAGGUUGUUCAUAAUCAACCACAAUUCAUGUCUGGUCCAGUUGAGAUGUUAUCAUCGGGGCUAGAUAUACCGUGGGCAAAAGAGAAUGUAUCAUCGUCGCGCUUUCCUUCCGAAGCGCAAAGUUUGUGGAAACCUGGUGGUGGAACUCUAUCUUCCUUCACAGUCCCAUCGUCUUAUGGAUCGAGUUCAAACCUCAGCCAAGGCUCACCUGCACAAACGACGGGGUUAUUGUCACAGAUGGACUGGAAUCUCGGGGGGUUGAUGCCGUAUUGCGAUUACAACAGAAUAGACUGGACUCUGCAUAGCCCAAGUUCACGAUCGAGUGAGUUGUCUCCGGGCUUUUCGUCAUCGUUGAGGAACGGUUCGGGGAUGAGGCUGUGUGAACUUGGAAUGCAGGGCGGGGGAGGUGUAAAAGAUGUAUCAGGUUCAGGUGGAUUGCGCGAUUGGACCUCUCCCUUUGCAGGAAAUGAUCUAUUCAGUGCACCCAGGCAGCUUGUUACAUCUCCAUUUCCUUAGGUUUUGGGGAGUUUAAAAGUGUAAACAAACAUGUGUGCCUGAUUGUUACUAUGGACUUCUCCUGUUGUUUAUUUGUAGUUUGCCAAAUGAAGAAAGGUGCAUCAACUAGUGUGGCUAAUAA